CAAUAGUAUAGACAAGUUUCAGUCCACUUGAGCACAUUUAUGUUUUGAGACGCGCACGCAAGCUACACUCUAAGCGUAUUUUAUUUCUUCAUUCGUCAUCAUUCAAUAGCUAAAUAAUACAAAUAACGAGCAAGCAAACAAAAAAACCAGCGCUGAGCAGCUGCUUGUUCGACUGCUUUGCCGCCUUAACGAGUUGUAUACGACGACACGUUUUUCAGUGUGUCUUUUACCUUACGGGAGAGUUGGCUUAGUGAGUUGAGUUGAUGUCGAAACGGAGACGCAGACUUGCAUAAGUCAUUGGWUUUAUAAAUAACACGAUCGCUUGUGUAGUAAAGAGCAUAUAUAUACACAUAUAUAUAUAUAAAUACUUAAGUGUAUAUGCAGUAUUGAAGAGUAUCAAAAUUGUGUUACACCGUGAAAGUGUUUUUGUGUUUGUGCACGCGAAAAGUAGCUUAGACAUCACAAAAGACGAGCUUCAAGCUCGCUAUAUCAGAAAGUGAUUUGUAAACUUAAACCCACCAGCGUCAAGUAAAAACCCAUUUUAAAAAUGUCUAAGCCACAGCCCAUGGAAAUGUCCAAUAUGGAUAUAGAUUUUCACGAGCGUAAAGCGGAGCCCUUUAAAAUGGGCCGAUUUAUCUACAACUCAGAGGAGGGUACCGUAAUGGGACGUGAUCGUGCCUCAUGGGCAAAGAUCGGCAUCUUCUACACAGCUUUCUAUGGCGUAUUAGCCGCGUUAGUGGCCAUUUGCAUGUGGGUAUUCUUUCAAACACUAGAUCCGCGCAUACCCAAGUGGACAUUGGAUAGAUCCAUAAUCGGCACAAAUCCAGGUCUUGGUUUCCGUCCGCUGCCACCAUCGGACAAUGUUGAGAGCACAUUGAUUUGGUACAAGGGUACGCAACAUGAGAACUACAAACACUGGACGGAUUCSUUGGAUGARUUCUUAGCCGUCUACAAAGUGCCUGGCCUUACACCUGGUCGUGGUCAGAACAUCUACAAUUGUGACUAUAAUCAACCGCCACCAAAGGGUCAGGUUUGCGAUGUCGACAUUAAAACAUGGAAUCCUUGCACUAAGGAAAACAAUUACAGCUACCACAAGAGCUCACCAUGUGUUUUCUUGAAAUURAAUAAAAUCUAUGGCUGGAUACCGGAAUAUUACAAUGACUCCAAGGAUUUACCCGACGACAUGCCAACCAGCUUGAAAACUUAUAUCGGUGAAGUGGAAAAGACRCAAAAUCAUAAGUUAAACACCAUUUGGGUUUCAUGUGAAGGCGAGAAUCCAGCUGAUCAAGAGAAUAUCGGUCCAGUCAACUACUUGCCUGUUCGUGGCUUCCCCGGCUACUUCUAUCCUUAUCAAAAUUCAGAGGGUUAUCUUAGCCCACUCGUCGCUGUGCACUUCGAGCGACCGAAGCGUGGCAUCAUCAUCAAUAUCGAAUGCAAGGCUUGGGCUCGCAAUAUUUUGCACGAUCGCAAGGAGCGACUAGGCUCCGUGCACUUCGAGUUGCUAAUCGAUUAACAGAGUGUGGGAAAAAUGUUCGACGUUUACAACAACAACUAAAGAGCAUUAAAGGGCGUUGGCAAACGCUAGAUUUUUUCAGCCAGUUGUAUUGUAUACACACACACACAUGCCAGCAUACAUUUUAAACAAAAAUGAAAUCAACACAAAUUUAUAUAUAGUAUAUACCAAGGAGCUAUGCAGUCGAACGAUUACUCGCUAAUACAAAACAUACAACAAACACAAUCCCACAAACAUAUGUAUACAGA
Molecule: messenger RNA, 1761 nt
Organism: Bactrocera latifrons
Lineage: Eukaryota; Metazoa; Arthropoda; Insecta; Diptera; Tephritidae
Gene: nrv2
Product: sodium/potassium-transporting ATPase subunit beta-2
Exons: 7
Coding region: 548-1513 (321 amino acids)
Biological process (GO): intracellular potassium ion homeostasis; sodium ion export across plasma membrane; intracellular sodium ion homeostasis
Cellular component (GO): sodium:potassium-exchanging ATPase complex
Molecular function (GO): ATPase activator activity
Source: RefSeq, a predicted model, not a curated record